This is a messenger RNA of Gadus morhua (Atlantic cod), 2652 nucleotides long. RefSeq names its product transmembrane protein 181 (gene tmem181). The record is from RefSeq and is a predicted model, not a curated record. The transcript is spliced from 17 exons. Lineage: Eukaryota; Metazoa; Chordata; Actinopteri; Gadiformes; Gadidae. Gene Ontology annotation, molecular function: toxic substance binding. The coding region runs from base 186 to 1757 and encodes 523 amino acids.
GUGUGUGUGUGUGAUGUGUGUUUACGCCCCUCUUUGGGUUUAAUGCUUUUUUUGUACCCACACACAAACAAAACAGCUUCAUCGGCAGUUUCAAUCCACCGAGGAAACAAUAAAGAAAGAUAACGUGGUUGUCCUCUAAAGGUUGCAGAUUAUUUUGGAUCGCCAUUUCCAGUCGCCAGUCCAUAAUGGACACCGACUACUCGGUGUUAGAAAACCCUCUCUGCAGCGAGCUCAAAUACUUCUGUAGGAAGAUACAGGAGGCCUAUCACGACUUCAAGGAGGAUCUAAUACCUUACAGAGAUGAUCGCUUUUACAGACUGGCCCCCAUGCGGCUCUACACGCUCUCUAAGAGACACUUCGUCCUGGUCUUCGUGGUCUUCCUGCUCUGCUUUGGCCUCACCGUUUUGAUUGGUGUUUCAGGUCCUAAAGUCAUCAAUGAGCAGCACAAUGCUGAUCAGUUGCUUCUGAAGAACCACUCUGUAAAGACGGUGCCAUUUAAUUUGAAGUCGGAGCCUCUCACCACCUACAACCAGCAGCUCUGGCUGACCUGUGCGAUGAAAGUGGUUCAUCGCAAUGUGGUGGCCUUCGAGCAGCCCUUUGAGCUCAACGUGGUGCUGAAUGGAGUGAUGCCGGACGGCAGCGUCACACACAUCAGCAACAACGUGCAUCAGAAGUCACGCACGCUGCACUGCCUCGACACAUGUGAUGAGAUCAUCGUAGUGCACCUUGGGUACCUGAACUACACCUGCUAUCAGAUCGCUGUGAGCUUCAAAGGUCUUGAGAAUGUCACGUAUGACUUCAAGGUUGAUUUUGUGUGGAAAACAUACAAUCCAACCUUCUCUCAAGUGGAAAUCUGGUUCCGGUUUGUUUUUGUAGUCCUGACUUUCAUGGUCACGUGUUUGUUUGCUCAUUCUCUGAGGAAGUUCUCCAUGAGGGACUGGGGGAUAGAGCAGAAGUGGAUGUCAAUCCUCCUGCCUCUGCUGCUGCUCUACAACGACCCCUUCUUCCCGCUGUCCUUCCUGGUCAACAGCUGGUUCCCAGGGAUGCUGGACACCUUCUUCCAGGCUCUCUUCCUCUGUGCCCUGCUGCUUUUCUGGCUCUGCGUCUACCAUGGCAUCCGGGUCCAGGGGGAGAGAAGAUUCCUCACCUUCUACAUGCCCAAACUGGUCAUCGUUGGUCUGCUGUGGCUUGCGGCCGUCACACUGGGGAUAUGGCAAACAGUCAAUGAACUCCAGGAUCCCACUUACCAAUACAAAGUCGACAUAUCCAACUUCGAGGGCAUGAAGAUCUUCUUCCUGAUUGUGGUAGCGCUUUACAUCCUCUACCUCAUCUUCCUGGUGGUCAGAGCUUGUUCAGAACUCAAGAACAUGCCCUACUCAGAUCUCCGGCUGAGGUUUUUGACAUCUUUGACCCUUGUGGUGCUAAUUAUAAGUAUGGUCAUACUCUACCUGCGGUUCGGUGCCAAGGCUCUUCAAGACAACUUUGUGGCUGAGCUGUCCACCCACUACCAAAACUCCGCCGAAUUUUUAUCUUUCUACGGCCUGCUCAACUUUUAUUUGUACACACUAGCGUUUGUGUACUCUCCUUCUACAAAUGCUCUUUAUGACUCCCAGUUGAAGGACAACCCUGCUUUCUCCAUGCUCAACGACUCAGAUGAUGAAGUGAUAUAUGGGAGUGACUAUGAAGAGAUGCCCCUGCAGAACGGCCGCGCCAUUAAAGCAACUGCCAAGUACCAGGACGAGAGUGACAGUGACUGAAUGCUGAAUCUCCUUCUUGCUUGACUUUCCCGGUUGGAAGAGUAUGGAUUUGUACCAUGGCCAACCCAUGUGAACAUAUAGGCAGAAAUAAAACAUGAAACUGUACAUAAAUAUUUUUUUUAAGAUAGAUGAUAAAUGUGUACUGAAUGUCAUUCUGCUGAAGUUUUGCAGCUAUGCAAUGUUUAAAACCCUUUCCGCACUACAGUUAAUGUUCUUUCAUGGGUUUUAGGGAUUUUCACAGCCACAUAACAAAUGCCCAUCACUAAUCACAGCCCUCAGACUACGCAGUUUGGAUAGCCAGCAUUUACUAUGACGGAGCAGGAAAGUUGCCAAUAUGGUAUUUUUAAUGGGUUUCAUUCAUAUUUUAAUAUUUGUGUAUGUGCUUUAUGUUCAACCACUGACGUUUUGGUGCUUGUUUUACUUAUCAUACUGCCAAUGAUACAACAGGAAACGCUUUCUUUUGGAAAUCCGAGACCACAAUAUCGGAUUCAAAAAGCAAGUUUAGCAUGCAUAUAUGUGUAUGCCCUUGCCAAAAAUGAUUUAUCUAUAGACAUUGGCUACUCAUAGGACUGUUCUAUUCCUUAAACAAAGCUUUUUUGUGAUCAGCUUAUGAUUGCACCUAUUUAAUUUUUGACUGUUGUGAUUGUUUUCUUCUGCAACUUGCAUUAUGCUUUUGAUGUGUGGCGUGAGAAGAAAAAUGACAGGACCAGUAAUGUUGGCUAUUGAUGUGAAGCCAUGAGACCAAUUAAAUUUUUAAACGGUUAAGUAUUUAAAGAAACCUCUUUUCAACAACCACUUUUCUCCGCUACUGUAAUAGUGUUAAGACACAUUGCUGUUUAUACAAGUGCAAUUUUGAACUCGCCUGAAAAAAUGAAUUAAAGUAUUCUGAUCGAGA